AUGCAGCAGCAGCAGCAGCUCCGGCAGCUCCUGCUGGACUGGGAAGCGGGUCCUCCUACUGCUCUUGCCCUGCUCGGUGGCUCGAUCGCAGCCCUGGCAGCCUGGAGGUGGCUAGGCGAGCAGCAGAUCCAGCGGAAAAUGGAAGAGGCUCGGAGGAGCCGGGAUCGGGGUGUGAAAAAGAUAGAGAAGGCUGUUCAGCAGUUCAGAGAGCAGGUCUCCCGUGUCCAGAGUGCUGACAUCUUGUCCCUGCCCCUGGUAGAGCUCGCCAGGAGACUGCGGGAAGGGUCUCUGUCCCCUGAGACAGUCCUCUACACCUACAUAGAGAAGGCCCUGGAAGUGACCCAGCAGACGAACUGCUUGCGACAUUUUAUCCCAGAGUGUGAGGAGCAACUCCAGGAAAUACGACGACGAAAGGAGAAAGGGCUGCUCUAUGGCAUUCCCGUCAGCAUCAAGGAUCACAUUGGCCACAAGGGACAUCUGUCGACCUGCGGGCUUGUGCAGUUCUUGAAUGCCCCAGUGCAAGAGGACAGCGUCCUAGUCCAAGUUCUGAAGAGACAGGGGGCCAUCCCAUUUGCACUUACCAACGUGCCACAGUCUCUCUUCAGCUACGACUGCAGCAAUGUCAUCUUCGGCCAGACGCUGAACCCUCUCAACCACAAGAAGAGCCCUGGAGGCUCCUCCGGUGGUGAGGGAGCUCUGAUUGCAGGGGGAGGCUCCAUCCUGGGCUUUGGAUCGGACAUUGGUGGCAGCAUCCGCCUGCCAUCCAGCUUCUGUGGGCUGUGUGGGCUCAAACCCACAAGCGAAAGGCUCAGCUUGUCUGGAGCAAGUGGCCCAAUCAACGGGAUCCUGUCAGUUCCCGGUGCACUGGGGCCGAUGGCGAGGGACGUGGACAGCCUGGCCCUGUGCAUGAAAGCGCUGCUCUGCAAGGAGAUGUUCCAGCUCGACCCCACGGUGCCCCCCAUCCCCUUCAAUGAGGAGGUGAGUCCUUAGUGACAGAGCCCUGGUCCUCUUGAGGGCGAUUUCACGUCAAAACGUGAAGAGGUUGCUGUUUAUUUCAUGUUCUUAGGGGUGAGUCACAAGAAGUCUGAGGUGGAAUUUCCCACUGUGGAAUUACAAAGGCAGUAACGAACACCAGGUCAU
This is a messenger RNA of Tinamus guttatus (white-throated tinamou), 1140 nucleotides long. NCBI's taxonomy places the organism in Eukaryota, Metazoa, Chordata, Aves, Tinamiformes, Tinamidae. The record is from RefSeq and is a predicted model, not a curated record.